CCUCUAUUCACUAUCUGAAAUCACCUAUUAGAGCAACGGCCCCACUUCGCCUAAACUUCCGACACCCCUUAUCUUUCUCUCGCGGAUGUCAAACCCCCUGCAUAAGCGCUUUUGAAGAUGUUGGCACGGAAAAAUGCGCUGAUGGAACUAUAGCUACUACAGGCGGUUAGCGAAAAAAUCUCUAUUCCCUGUUCGUUUGUCCAACGUUGGUCAAGGUUGUUAGAUUCUACUCGACGGUGGAAUCGGCGUGGGUGGGACGAUUGAUGUGCAUCGUUUGAAUUUACAAGAUUGUCACAAGUGUGUCGUUUUCAAUUUCAAUGUAGAUAUCGGCUUGCCCCUCCGCUAGUGUUGGCUCUUGGGUUACGUUCGACUUCAUUCAAAUCAAAUAUUUCUAGGGCACCCUUGGACAUAUGCAGAUUCCAACUAGAACGCCAAAUUCUAGUCUUCCGGACGAAUAAAAUGUGAUGAAAUAAAUAUUAUUAACUGACGGAGCACAUGAAGGCAGGCGAAAUAAACCCUACCCUUUACCUUGACCACUCUCGACAGCUACCCAGAAAGCACUGCCACGCUUGCCGAAAAUCUGCGCCCCCGCGAUUAACUGACCAUGCCAUGUCUAGUUCCUUGACCAAAUAUUUCGCUUCUGAAGGAAACUUGCACUAGAAUGCCUUCAAGGAUAAACUAUUUCAAUUUAUGCCCAUUUAUUGUACGCAGUGCUGUGAGGUUCUGAUAGUUGAUGGUCGUACGUUCCGCACCAUCUGUGUCAGAACAUCGAUGUCAGAACCGGUUGAAUCAUCAGGCGAAGGGCCGAGCAAGGCUUAAGAAGGGGGGCAUCCAUGGAAGACUGGGGUUGGGGUCAUUGAAUCACUCGGACAAUCUAUUUAGGUAACAAGUUAUGCAGACAGCAGCUAAUUUGUACAUGGGUGUUACAAUUUUAGAACACUUAGCCUCCAUGAUUGCUGGUGUUUCUGGCGGCUUUUGGGGGUAGGCAGGUUGGUUUCAAGAGCAGCUGCAGAAACAGGUAGCGGAUGCUGGGCGCUUUUCCGGAGUUCCUGCAAGCAGUUGGGCCCGCUAUUGGCCAAUGCGUCUGGGGGAUUCCUAACUAAAACGGCAGCUACCCUUAACUAAGUUUAGGGGACCUGCAGGCGCCCAACCGCUAUCAACCAUUCAACCGCUUACCCUACGCAAAUGGUUGGAUGUCUGCGGCAAACAGCGCCUUGGGUUGCUAUAGGAUUCUAACCAUUACGUUCCGAACUACUACAGCCACUAGAUGGAACUACCAAGCGACGACCAGGAUGACAGCCACCCUUACACCCACUUUUCUCUUCUUGAGGGGCAGCAUUAGUUCUAUGAGUGGAGCUGUGCGGUGGAAAUGUACUACAAAUGCCGCGGGGAAACCACCCUGAUGUCUUUUAUUUCAGAUCCAAAAUCAAAACACUCAGUUGGAUUUGCUCCUUUGGAGGUCAAUGCUCAUUCAACCUUCCAACAUGAACCCAUCACCAAUUCACCGAAAUAGAGUUGGCAAGAAGAGGACGUCUUGCGACAGAUGCCAUACUUUAAAAAGCAAGUGCACAAGAACACCAGGCUCAGAACGCUGCAAUCGAUGCGAGCGCAUUGGGAUACGUUGUGUAUUCAGUGCGACAAUGAAGUUGGGAAGACCAAAAUCACUUCAAGUUUUCCAACCACCUCCUAAUCAAUUCGACAAAGCUAUAGAACAACAGAGCUUGACUCCCCGGGAUAUCCACCAUGCAGAAGUAUGUAUGUGCAGAGAGCCUCAUGCAGCGUGCGCGUCUUCGUCAGGAAUCAGCACAGCACCCCUAAGCGCUCCCACAGCUAUGCGAGAACAAUGGCCCGGGCAUAACAUGACACCUCCUGGGAGUCCGUCGCUGCCGUUGCAUAUUGCGUCACAACUCCAUGGGGGAGAUUCUGCAAUUUACGAACUGCAAGCGCCCUUCAAUUACGACGAACCGAGUGUAUCCAUUGCGCCUGCUGUGGAAACCACCUUACAUCCAGCAGAAAUCGAUUUCGCAUGGCUUUUAGAUUCCUCGGGACCAAAGGCUCUUACAGGGCAAAUUCCCCAAGACGCCAGUCAUAUGGGUUUCGACAGUACAUCUUUGUCUUCCUCCCCCGCUCCGAAUUCGGCACCUGGUUUCUCGGAGGCUUUCACUUCACCUAGUGAUUGCAGCUAUACGGGGGAUAUGAACUCGCCGAUGUACAAGCUUUCAAAGCUUCAUCUGGAACUAGAUAAUCUCCUCAGCUUAUCGAUCAACUGCGAUGGCACGGUACAUCCCAAUGAUCUCAUGUCCUCCCCCAGCAGCCCUUUCUCCGCGGCUAUCGCCAUCCCUACCACCCCAACCACUCCAACCACUGCAAUCGACGAGAUUUUCCUGUUAAGCGAAACCCUCAUCAAAAUAGUGCAAGAGUUAUACCAAGAGGCGACUACGACAAUGUGCCAACCCCUUAGCAUCUACCCUUUCACGCCUCAGUCCUCACCUUUGCGGCGGAGAGGCUCGUCCAAUUCACAAGAUAGCUACAAGAGCGGACGGCAACAAGAGCCUGCAACCAUCCUCCUUACACUUACCUGUUACCUUCGCCUGCUGGGCAUCUACGAAACACUCGUGGUUCCUCUUUACCAAUAUUUUCAACAACAUCGUCCGCAAUUUAAAGCUCACCCAAAUUCCUCAUUUCCUUUGCCAUUGCCUCUACCCAUCCCAUCUCUCCCAACAUUUAAGCUAGGCCGAUACGGGCUUACUGCCACAUCUAGCAUGAACCUAGGGCUCCUUCUCCAUCUGCUUUUACGAACCCUCGAGUGCUUACAUAGCACUGUUAGCCUAUACCUUUCCACAACCUCCCCCAGUCCCCACAGUCGCUGGGCAUAUGACGGGAAUGCCCCUCCUUCCUCUACCAAAUCGCCAACCUCAGCGUCAGAUUGUGCGGAGUCUGGAUUCAUAUCACCAAUGAGAGACAAUGGACAGCACGAUGACUUUAGUGCGUCACUAGGCAUACGCGACCAUGUAACGCUACUUACUGAGUCUGCGUUAAGCGAGGCGGGUAGACGUGAGAAAUAUUUGACAGGCCUUUUGCAUUCAGUGAUGGAAACUUUGCCGGCUAUAAAAUAGUUGUUUCCUUAAUUUUACACAUUUUUAAUUUCGUUGCACAUUGUUAUAGGUAUGGUUAGUAUUACUGAGUUUAGAAGCGUACUAAUUGUUAAUAUUUUAAUUCGUCCUAUUCUGAUUUUACAUGGGGUAGUUAAUUGUUAUGUUUCCAUGAAUCUUCUUUGUGCCGAUCAGGGAGGGAUUCUAUGUGGGACGCAAUCACUUCUGAUAACACUUUGUUCAUUUUGCUUGGGCCUGUGUAUACAUGGCGAGGGAUCUUAAUCAUAAUAAUAUUAAUUUACAUCAUUUCAAAACCGCCAGCUUGAAUGCAUAAUCCGUGCCU
Blastomyces gilchristii SLH14081 is the source of this 3435-nucleotide messenger RNA. RefSeq lists its product as uncharacterized. The coding region runs from base 1464 to 3116 and encodes 550 amino acids. Gene Ontology annotation, molecular function: DNA-binding transcription factor activity, RNA polymerase II-specific; zinc ion binding. NCBI's taxonomy places the organism in Eukaryota, Fungi, Ascomycota, Eurotiomycetes, Onygenales, Ajellomycetaceae. The transcript has 3 exons. Gene Ontology annotation, biological process: regulation of DNA-templated transcription. The record is from RefSeq and is a predicted model, not a curated record.